AUAGGGACUGACUACACUUGGGGUCCUUCAGAUGGUAACCUCACACCCUCAAGCUUUUGAAAAAGUCUUUCUUUACGACCCAACGCCACUGAAGGCCAGCGAUAUUGUGGAACUUUUCCAUGCCAGGUGUCGAUCUUUGCCAGCAUCAAACCGAAGGCGGUUGGAAGCCAGGACCAUUGCCUUCUGGAAAGAUUGGCUCCUAGAGGUUGAAGGUGGACUUGCCCAUCCAAUAACUCUUGAGCAUGUGCUCAUUUUUGCCACUGGCCUUCAACGAAUCCCAGCAGUGGGUUUUCCAAUGCAGCCAGAGCUGGCAUUUUUGCACCCAGAUGAUGGACUAGCGAGGUUUCCAAAGGCCAACACAUGUUCACUGGUUCUUCACUUACCUGUAGGCCAGACUUACACUGAAUUCAAAAAUAACAUGGAGCUUGGACUAGGCUGUGCUUCCCAGUUUGGGGAGGCCUGAAGUUUUAAAUUUUUUUUUUUGAUAAUUCCAAGUGAUAUUUGAAUGAGAUUCUAAAACUUGUUUUUGUUUACAGAAUGCUUUUGAAGUAUUUUAUAUAUUAAAUUGUAUUUGGUUUGUUUGUCAGUAAUAAACCUUACGAGUGCUUGCUUAUUCUAAAA
This is a messenger RNA of Astyanax mexicanus (Mexican tetra), 621 nucleotides long. Its product is annotated as G2/M phase-specific E3 ubiquitin-protein ligase-like. The transcript has 2 exons. The record is from RefSeq and is a predicted model, not a curated record. NCBI's taxonomy places the organism in Eukaryota, Metazoa, Chordata, Actinopteri, Characiformes, Acestrorhamphidae. Bases 32 to 463 code for a protein of 143 amino acids. Gene Ontology annotation, molecular function: ubiquitin-protein transferase activity.